GUCAUCACCGCGCGCCGAGGCAGGCCCCGCCCCUCGUCGCUUUUCCGCUCUCAGCACGCCUCCCGGCACGGCGCCGUGCGGCGAGCGGUGCUGCUGGCUCGGGCCCGUCAGCAGGGCCACGCUGCGGUAGUGGGGCUGAGGAAGGGGGAGUCGAGGCCUUCCUCCCUUCGGUAUAAGCGUCAUCACAUCGCUGCGUGUGAUUUAAGGACUUUUGGAGCCGCUGGGAGCAGCAGUUAGGGAACGAGGGCCUCUCACGUUCAGUGCGUUAUCCCGGCCUCGUGUGUCUGUGGCAGAGGAGAUGCGGAGGUGACGUUUGCAAAAAGCAGUUGGGAGUUAUCCCUGGAGCUAUAGGAUCUUUAACUGUGUUACUACUGAUGCUGAUUGCUGGAAUUCUUCAGGAGGAGAUGGAAAUGGCAGAAGAUAUUAAUGCAGAAGAAUAUCCCACUGAAAUUCAUGAUUAUCUUGCAACAUUUGAAAAAUCUCUUACUUCAGUAGAUGAGAUGUUGAAGACAAUGAUGUCAGUUUCUAGAAGUGAGCUUCUCCAGAAGUUAGAGCCUCUUGAGCAAGCAAAACUGGAUUUGGUUUCAGCGUACACAUUGAAUUCAAUGUUCUGGGUAUACUUGGCUACUCAGGGAAUCAAUCCAAAGGAACAUCCAGUGAAACAGGAACUGGAGAGAAUAAGAACAUACAUGAACAAAGUCAAAGAAAUAGCAGACAAGAAAAAGGCAUCCAAACUCGAUAAAGGAGCAGCUUCCAGAUUUGUAAGGAAUGCACUCUGGGAACCAAACCCUGAAAAUGACCAAACUCCUGCUAAAGCAAAGAAGAGAAAGAUGAACUAAUUUUUUUUCCCCUUUAUGUUAUCAGAGACACCUAGAGUUAUCAAAAUGUGUUUUCUGCACUGUAUGAGUCUCGCGGAAGUGCUGUACAGCAACAUCUUGAUUAAAUUAUACUUAAAACAUUUUGCAGGGUUGUAUUUUGUCCAGGAUGCUCCUCUCUGAGGUAACUAUGCACUGAGGUUU
Molecule: messenger RNA, 1019 nt
Organism: Phasianus colchicus (ring-necked pheasant)
Lineage: Eukaryota; Metazoa; Chordata; Aves; Galliformes; Phasianidae
Gene: C1D
Product: C1D nuclear receptor corepressor
Biological process (GO): regulation of gene expression; maturation of 5.8S rRNA
Cellular component (GO): nucleolus; exosome (RNase complex)
Molecular function (GO): DNA binding; RNA binding
Source: RefSeq, a predicted model, not a curated record